AAAAAAAAAAAAAAAAACAGACAUUGCACAGACGCUUGCAUCGCAUCGUGGAGGCAUGGCAGAAGCGGAGUUACACACCUUUACCUCUAUAAUGGACGCGUUGGUUCGCAUUAGUUCCAACAUGAAGAGCAUGGAACAGGAGCUGCAUUGUCCGGUGUGUGAUGAAAUGGUAAAGCAGCCCAUCCUGCUGCCAUGCCAGCACAGUGUGUGUCUGCUGUGUGCGGCCGAGGUGUUGGUACAGAGGGGUUAUCCUCCUCCGGACCUCCCUCCAGAGCCCAACUCACCGGCCUCCACACCCAACACUCGCUCUCCACGUCAGGCACGAAGACCCACGCCCAGGACGCCUGACCGCCUGGAGCGGGUCCUGAGAACAGUGUGUGGGACAUACCCAGGACGGAGGCGGAAGGACACAGCCCUUCCCCCCAUGUUUUUCCCAUGUCCUUCCUGCCAGGAGGACGUGGAGCUCGGAGAGAAAGGCCUGACAGACUGCCUCCGUAACCUCACACUGGAGCGGAUUGUGGAGAGGUACAGGCACACAGUAAGUCUGGGCAGCGUAGCCAUCAUGUGUGGUUUCUGUAAGCCUCCUCAGUCACUGGAGGCCACCAAAGGUUGCGCUGACUGCAAGUCCAACUUUUGCAACGAGUGUUUCAAACUCUACCACCCUUGGGGAACCCCCCGAGCUCAGCAUGAACACAUACUACCCACCAACAACUUUCGGCCAAAGGUCCUAACAUGUACAGAGCAUGAGCAGGAGAGACUGCAGUGGUACUGCCGUAACUGCCAGAGGUUACUGUGCUCACUUUGUAAGCUCCGUCGUGUCCACCAUGGACACAAAGUGUUGCCUAUUGCACAGGCUUACCAGGCCCUCAAGGACAAGGUCACCAAGGAAGUCAACUUCAUCCUGGCCAACCAGGAGACAAUACAGAGUCAGAUCACUGAACUGGAAGCUGCCAUCAAACAGAUGGAGGCGAACAGCGCAGUAGCUCUGCAUCAGCUGACUCACUGCAUCCGAGAGCUGGGAGCGGCUGUAGCAGAGCGUCAGGGGGCUCUGGCUUUGGCCCUGGAGGCAUCUCGCAGCAGGAGAGAGGAGGCCUUGUCUGCCCAGGUCUCAGAGAGGCGAGGCCUGCUGGAGCACGCAGGCUUGAUGGCCUAUACACAAGAGCUGCUCAAGGAGACGGAUGCACCCUGCUUCGUACAGGCUGCCAGAGUCACUCACAAUAGGCUGGUGAAGGCCAUAGAAAACCUACAGUGCUUCACUCUCUCUGCUGAAACCUCUUUCAGACACUUCCACCUAGAUGCAUCUAAAGAGAUCAAACUUAUCCACGACUUAGAGUUCAUACGUGCCCCACUGGCUCCUGUCAUCGACACUCAGAAGACACUUGCUUACGACCAGCUGUUUUUAUGCUGGCGCCUCCCUCAGGACUCGGCCCAAGCUUGGCACUUCUCUGUUGAAUUCCAGAGACGGGCAGGAGGAGCUGCAGCCACGUGGGGCGGCAUCAGGUCCCCUAAUGCUGCAACAGCAUGGCAGCGUCUGGAUGAAGUGAGAGGGACCAGUGCUGUGGUUGACCGACUGCAGAUGGACAGUGUGUAUGUGCUCAGGGUGAGAGGCUGCAACAAGGCUGGGUUUGGAGAGUACAGUGAAGAGGUUUACCUCCACACUCCUCCAGCACCUGUGUUGAGUUUCUCCUUGGACUCACGCUGGGGGUUGCAUGCUGACAGGCUGGCAUUGGGUAGAGGCCAAACGUACGCCCGCAGUGUGCCAGGCCUCUCCCUUCUGCAGGCCGCUGACCGCACACUCACUUCUUGCCACUUGACUUCUGACCUGUUGGUGGCCGACUUAGCAGUCACUCAAGGCAGACACUACUGGGCAUGCUCUGUGGAGCCUGGAUCCUACCUGGUAAAGGUUGGAGUAGGGCAGGAGGCCAAACUACAAGAGUGGUUUCAUCUCCCCCAGGACAUGGCCAGCCCUCGGUGUGACCCAGACAGUGGCCAUGACAGUGGUGCCGAGGACGGCCAGGACUCUCCACCCUUCUGCUUCCUCACAAUGGGCAUGGGCAAGAUCCUGCUUCCUCAAGGACAUGGUCACAGUCAGAGCCAGGGGGACAGCCACAGCCAGGGAGGGCUGCACUCCCACAAUAGCAGCCAUAGCAACCUGCCUCACCCUCAUACUACUCCCCUGCCACCCCGACUAGGAGUGUGUCUGGACUGUGACAAAGGACGUGUCACAUUUUAUGAUGCCCACAGUUUGCGGAUCCUCUGGGAGGGACAUUUGGAUUGUUCAGUUCCAGUGUGUCCGGCCUUCUGCUUCAUUGGUGGAGGGGCCCUGCAGCUGCAGGACCUUGUGGCCAAUCAGAGCAUUGAGGAGCCGCCGCCACGGAGGGUAACUAUCCAAACACGUGCAACAAAUCUCAGCAAAUAAACUGCGGUGAGACAGCAGUUUAUGGGCACAGUUCACUCAGUGUCCAAAGUUUAUCAUGUCUGUAGAGUUGUUGAAAGGUGGUUUAUAUUCACCACUUAAUGUGAGUUGAUGAUUAAUUGCCUUGAUCCUGUCAAACUGUAACUGAAUAUGGUUACAUUUUCCUUUCAAUUUUUGAGAUCUGACUCAAAAUAUCUGACGUUGUUUUUGCAUUUGCACCUGGCCUGAAAGUAUUAAAUCUCUCUUUUGGCUUUAUUUAUUUCAUAUUUUUUCCCCUGCUUUCUUUCUUAUUGAUUUUGCAAUGCUCCUAUGGACAUUGUGGCUGAAGUGAUUUUAGACUAUGCAGAAUUCUGUUAAGGAGGUGAACACCUUUAAAAACAGAUUUAAAAAAAAAUCUGCUCUCCCUUUACACUUGUCUUAAUUUGUCCAAGAAUGAUCGGACAAACAACAAACGUUGCAUGCAAGUGUAACUAGGAUUAAUAAAUAACAUAUAUGCAGAUAACUGACUGUCACCUUGUAAAAGCACCUCAGAUGUACUGUAUGUCUAAUUUUAUAUUGUAUUUUUUUUUAAGUAGUCUCAACAAGUGUUAACGAUGUGUAUAUAAUUCAGAAUUACAGAAUGUGAAUAUUCUUGGGGUGUUGAAUAGAAAAGCUCUGCCGGCUGAUGUCAGGAUCACGUCUCUGUGUCUGAACAAUCCCAGUUGGUAUUUUAAAUAGUUGCUGUUUUGCAUUUCAAAAAGGACUUGUGUAUUGUGCAUUUCAGCUGGGUAGACAUGCUCACAGUUGCCUCAAUGUUUCCAGGUUACAAGAGAAAUCAAAGUAAAAAAAAGAUUCUGAGGAAUAAUAAUGAAAUAAUGUUCUCAUCAUGCUGUUAACAUGUGAAUACAUUUCAGUGUUUUACAUUUUGAGGAAAGGUAAAAACGCGAAUGGCCUACUUGUCCGGUAUUAAACUGUGGUGUUUGAGUGAUUUGCACAUACAUAUUAAUGAUCGAAUGUGACGUUUAAAGGAAGUGGAUGAAUGACAUGAUAACCAGCUGAAGUAGGCUAAUGAGUCAAAGCCUAUUUAAGGUUCUGGUUAUUAUUUUUUUUGACAUUUUCUUUUCUAUAGCUUUUGUUUUCCUCUCUGCAAGUGACAUUAUCUCAUUGACUUAGCUGAUUCACUCUUAUGUUUGGGGAAUGUAUGAGCUCAGUUAUGUAUCAUUUCAAUGCAAGAGAUGUUGUAAUAUUUUCAAACUGACUGGCUCUGACUGUAUUUUCAUAUACUAUAUGAUUUUGACUGGUAUGUGUGUGUAUGUGAGCUCUGGCUGUGACUUUAAUGCUUUCUGACGUGUGGAUGCGUGUUUCCUGUCUUGAAAGACCUGUCUAGACUCCUUUACUUGUGUGACAGCACAGCACUUGAAUGACUUUAGACUGUAGCAUCACAGAAAUCAGAACCUCUUCAUUUAGACUUAUCCUGGCUGGCAGAAUGUUUCUAUCAUGUCAUGAGCAAAACAAUAAAUAACUGCUAACAUGGA
Molecule: messenger RNA, 3930 nt
Organism: Larimichthys crocea (large yellow croaker)
Lineage: Eukaryota; Metazoa; Chordata; Actinopteri; Sciaenidae
Gene: trim46a
Product: tripartite motif containing 46a
Exons: 12
Coding region: 56-2419 (787 amino acids)
Biological process (GO): microtubule bundle formation; axonogenesis; neuron migration
Cellular component (GO): main axon
Molecular function (GO): protein binding; zinc ion binding
Source: RefSeq, a predicted model, not a curated record